Molecule: messenger RNA, 1681 nt
Organism: Aplysia californica (California sea hare)
Lineage: Eukaryota; Metazoa; Mollusca; Gastropoda; Aplysiida; Aplysiidae
Product: trans-L-3-hydroxyproline dehydratase-like
Exons: 5
Coding region: 427-1341 (304 amino acids)
Molecular function (GO): hydro-lyase activity
Source: RefSeq, a predicted model, not a curated record
UAUGUUGUCCGUCCAUGUUAUUCUUUGUCUUCUCCUGGCUCUCCUGCCCCACAUCUUUCCUUCAAGCACUUCUUUUACAGUUGCCUCAUGCCGUUUGGGUACUUUUUUACAUCAGAGACCAAAAAAUUAGUUUUUGUUGUGUUGUUUUUAUCAGGAAUCUUGAAAAGCAAGUAAAUUGUAAAACUUUGACUAUUGCAUUAAACUGCAUGUUGAUGAUGUAGAAAGCUACACCUUUCAUAGAGCGUUGGGAGGGUGUAAAAAUCGAAAACUCUUAAAAAAUUAGACUUAAGUGUAUUGCUUGCAACAGCAAUGAUUUGAUGUGCAAUAGCUUGGAACUCUUUUCAUGAAUCAUGUUGUGCUAGACGAACAAUAAUCUCAAUGUACUGUUGACAGAAUUCUGGAAUCUUGCUGUCGAAAGGAAUCGCCAUGUCUGAGACGAGCGUCAUGAAGAGCCAGGCAGAGUUUGACGUGAUCAUCACAACCACAGAGAUGCACACGGGAGGGGAACCGGUUCGUAUCAUCGAGUCCGGUUAUCCGGUUCCACAAGGCACAACUAUUCAGGACAAAAUCGAGUACUUGAGAAAAAAUCAUGACACCUUCCGGAAAAUGACCAUGUGGGAACCUCGGGGUCACUUUGACAUGUAUGGCGUACUGCUGGUCACUCCUGACCACCCCGAGGCAGAUAUCGGCGUUAUCUUCUUGCACAAUGAAGGCUACUCCCAAAUGUGCGGCCACGCAGUCGUCUCUAUGGGCAGAUAUGCCGUGGAUCGGGGCCUGUUGAAGCGACCCAUCACAAGCCCACGCACUCGGGUCAACAUCCAGGCCCCUUGUGGCUUGGUCAGGGCUGACGUGCAGGUUGACAACGGUCAGGGAGUAAAGACAGGCAGGGUCUGCUUUGAGAGUGUCUCUUCCUUUGUUGUCACAACAGACUACGUGUCUACAGCCGAGGCCAAAGAUAAAGUGAAACUGUCCCACCCAGAGAACCCAGCCUAUCUGUACGGUGUCAUUGUGAUCGACUCUCGAGAAGAAAAAGCUGACGGACACUCUACCAAUGUGUGCGUUUUUGCCGACUCAGAGACGGAUCGUUCUCCUUGCGGCUCUGGUACGACGGCUCGAGUCACCCUCAUGUACCACCGUGGACUUCUUGCCCUCGGGGAGAGACAUGUCUUUCGGAGUGGGGUCACGGGGUCAGAGUUCGUGGCCUGGCCGGAACAGGAAACAGAAGUGGCUGAACAGAAGGCCGUCACAAUCAAACUUGAAGGACAAGGAUAUUACACAGGGCGCUCCACACUGAGCUUAGAAAGAGGAGAUAUCUUGGGACGUGGAUUCCUCGUUAGAUAAGACAACGCGAACUUACAUUAAGAUCAGAACGUUUUGGUUUUUUUGUUCUUGCAGAAUUAAAUUCAUCAAUUUAAAGGAAUUCAUUUCUAUUACUAUGACUGUCAUCAUCAUAACUGUUGUUAUUAUCUUUACCAUCAUUACUGUCACCAUGUUUAUUAUUAUCAUAUUAUAUUAGCCUCCCACAGGCUAUGAGCACCACAACCCAGAGCUAAGCAGGGCUUAGAUCAUGUCAUUGAUUUCGACCGCCACUACAAUUGCGAAGAAUUGACUACAGUCUUGCUGUCACUUUUUCGGAGUACUUUUACCCAAAAAAUAAAAGUUAACAAUUAAGAGAAAAAAA